Molecule: messenger RNA, 1711 nt
Organism: Drosophila teissieri
Lineage: Eukaryota; Metazoa; Arthropoda; Insecta; Diptera; Drosophilidae
Exons: 2
Coding region: 115-1581 (488 amino acids)
Source: RefSeq, a predicted model, not a curated record
GCUUUGUCCAUCAACCCUAUCGAAAUAUUUCCUUAACAAAUUCUGAUGUUUUAAUUCCUUAAACAAAAAAAAAUAAAUUUAAUUAAUAAAAAAUAAGAGAAAAAAAGCAAUCUCAUGUCUGGGCGAAGGUGUGUCAUCUGUGGCGAGGAGCCGCCGGCGAAGGACGCGCAGGGCAACGAUGCGUAUGCGUAUCCCAAGACGGAGGAGGAGGCCAGGAUCUGGCAGUCCAGUAUGGCGGCCAAGAACUGCUGCCUGGAGAGCAUCCAGAACCAGUGCUGCGUCUGCGUGCAGCACAUUCCCGACUUUGUGAAGCGGGCCAAGAAAGUCGGCAGGAGGCUGCGAAAUGAGGAGCGCGAAAAGGAGAAGCGCCGCAAGGAAAGGGAGGGUGGUGAAGGAUGCCAGUGUCCGGAUGAUGGUCAACCAGGUCCGGAACGUCCGUCGGUUAAUGUUCUCCUUCUGAACGGAGCGUCGCUGCCCACGUAUUGCGGCAAGGGACAGUCCACUGUGGAUUUGAAGCCACAGCCGGCGGAGGAAGGCGAUUCCGAAUUGAAGAUAACCAAGAAGCUGGACUCCAAAGAAUCGGACACGGAGAUCUUUGUGCAGGAGUCGGAAUUCAAGGACACCGGCCGCAACUUUCCCGACAUCGAUGGCACCGAGGUCACCGUUCUACGCACUCCCAUGCAGGAGGAUGAGCAGCUGGAGGAGGACAUGCAGGCGCUGCAGGAUGCGGAGCAGGAGCAGGAUCCGACUGUCAGGCAGCGGCGCAACAACUGCCUUCCAGGCUGCACGGAUGUCCUGCUCCUGGGCCGUGGCCCCCAUUCCUCAGACGAGUGUCCCUGCAAGUGUGAGCAGUGCUCCAAGCCUUCCGGCUUGCCACAGGACGAGCCCUGCUGUCAGCCGGAAUGCUGCCCGAAAACCCACACGGAGUACUUCACCCAGCCGCCUUGCGGCUGCGAGUGUGAGCAGCAGGUGCGGCGUGAGCUCACAAAGGUCAUUAAGACGCAGGGUCAAAGGAUUCGGGAGCUGGAGGAGAUGCUCUGCCGGCAGAACAAUCUGCGCAACUGCCUGCAGCGAAAGUUGGACGAGCUGUACUGCGAGUUCGGCCGUUUGGAUGAGGAUGACGGUGAAAGAUCGCGAUUAACUUGCCCGGGCAGCCUGCGUAGUGGCCCUGAAUGUUCCGGUGUCCUGCAUCCAAUACCACCACCACCUCCGCCAGAGCCGAAGGCGCCGACUGCGCCAAAACGAACACGAUCCUAUCGUCGGGCAGUGCUGCAAAAGGUUAAGCGCGAGGUGGCUCCGGUUGAAGCCGAGAGGCCUAUGUUGGUCGCGGAUGGGGAGCGGGUCCACUGGUUCGCGGAGAAGAGCACCCAUUCCGAGAACGUCACCCAUCGACCAGGCUGGGUCAAUGUGCCACAAGAGGAGGAGUUGGAGUCGGGGAGCAGGAUGGCGAUUCGAUUCGGAAAGAACAGCACCUACGUGAUGUCCGACAAGAAGUCAAGCCAUUCCAUAUCCCAGUCCGCGCCGCAAUCCACCUCCAAUUCCAGCUACUCCUUGACCACCGCCAGAGCCCCCCGCACCUGAUGUGCCAUCCUCUGCCCUCCGUAUCCCAUAUCGCGUAUGUCCCAUAUAGCCUACCCAUAUGCCCUUUUGGAUCUUCCCGUCCUGUGCAAUCAUGCAAAUACAAAUAUAUACUCUUUUUUCCGGCUCUGUG